This is a messenger RNA of Hyaloscypha bicolor E, 2286 nucleotides long. RefSeq lists its product as uncharacterized. Lineage: Eukaryota; Fungi; Ascomycota; Leotiomycetes; Helotiales; Hyaloscyphaceae. The record is from RefSeq and is a predicted model, not a curated record. Bases 1 to 2286 code for a protein of 761 amino acids. The transcript has a single exon.
AUGAUGGACCCACUCACCGCGCUUGCGUUGGCAAGCAACAUUGUCCAAUUUGUCGACUUUACAAGCAAACUCAUCUCUACGACCCACAGCUUGUAUGCAUCUACUUCAGGUGCAAAGGCAGAGCAUCUGGAGCUGGAACUACUCGCCAACACGCUCCGCAGCCUUGCCGACGAUGCUGCCCCGCCAUCUCAAAGAAUCAAGAAUGUUUCAUCCGAAGAAUCAACCUUCAUAGAACUUGGUGAUAUGUGUCGUAGAGUAUCAGAUGAGCUCCUCACUGUCCUUCAAAGUCUCAGAGUUAAGGGUUCACACAGAGGCUGGACGAGUUUCAUUCAAGCUUUGAGGAGUGAGUGGAAACAAAAAGAGAUUUCUGCUUUGCAAGCAAGACUCGAUCGGAUUGGAGACAUAUUAAACGCCAAAAUUCUUAAGAAUCUACAGAUCAAAGUCUACCUAGAACUCAAAGACCUCAACAAGCAAAAUACACGACUACAAGCUGCCAGAGCACACGAUAUUGAGGUUCUUGCAUCGGAUAUCCAGGCAAAGUUCGAGGAAAUGGGACAGGAAUUCGAGAAAAUUCACGAACAAACCACGACAACGGAGUCAUUAAAACAGCUGUCUCUAGCAGCAAAGCAAGGCCGUACAUAUUCAGCAGAGCAGCAAAUUUUGGACCUGCUGCACUUUGAAGGCAUGGAAAAUCGACACGCCAAUAUUCGGCCUGCACACGACAAAACGUUCCCUUGGAUCUUUGAAAGUUCGACUACACCCGGAAGCGGCCGUUCUGGUUCUGAAUUCGUGGAGUGGAUGGUGUCGGAAGACAAUCUGUACUGGAUCUCCGGCAAACCUGGAUCUGGAAAGUCUACCUUGAUGAAAUAUGUGUGGAACCACGACCUUACUCGAAUGAAUCUUCAAAAGUGGGCGGGCGGCUCUCAAAUGGUGGUUUGCAAAUUCUUCUUUUGGACCGCAAGCAGGGCAGAGCUGCCUAAAUCGCAAGAAGGGCUAAUACGUUCAAUCCUGUAUCAAAUGCUACGACAAUUUCCAGAUUUAAUACCACACGCGUUGCCUAGCGAGUGGCACGCUUACAUAUUACGCGAUCUCGCGCCUUCGCGGCUUAGGAAUGAUGACUUGCAGUUGUCGGAACUGUUAGUUGCCUUCGAGAGAAUAUCGUCCCAGCUAGUUACAAAGAAUAUCAAAUUCUGCUUCUUUAUCGACGGAUUAGAUGAGUACUCAGGGAAGCCUAACGAGAUCAUCCCUCUCAUCGAAGCUCUCGGCUCAUCACCCAAUAUCAAAACCUGCGUUUCAAGCCGUCCCUGGAACGAGUUUGAAAAAGCUUACGGCCAGAGUAGAUCACGGAAACUAUAUAUGGAAGAGUUCAACAGACCCGACAUAGAACGCUACGUUCGAGACACUCUAGAGAAAGACCCGACUUAUCAAGAGUUACAAGAAAUGGAAGACACAACUCCGGAUCUCGUCAAAGACGUCGUUGAUGCAUCUAGUGGUGUGUUUCUUUGGGUGUAUCUUGUUGUGCAAUCUCUCCUCGACGGCCUCUCAAACGAAGACAGUAUUGCCAACCUUCAGAGGAGAAUUCGACAGCUUCCAAAGACCCUGAAGGAAUUCUUCAGGUCAAUAUUUAACCACAUAGACGAGUUUUACAUGGAACAAACUGCCCACGUCUUCCUCGUAACACUCAGGGCAAACCAAACUUUGCCUCUCUUGAGCUACUGGUUCAUUGAGCAAGAAGACGACUUCGCCAUCAAAUUAGAAGUGCAACCGUUGAGUAUGCAGAAGACAAACUUCAGGCUCAAACAGAUGCGGAAGAGACUCAACGCAUGCUGCAAAGGGCUUCUCGAAGUUCAAUUCGACGAAGCGAGCGAUAAUGAGAACGCGUCUCUCUCUUCCAGUGUACUUUUUCAAUGGAAAGUGGACUUCCUACACCGUACCGUUCGAGAUUUCCUGAUAGAGAAAGAGAUGCAAGACCUGUUGACUGGUUGGGCAAAGUCUGGAUUCAGUGCGGAUUUGAUGAUUUGCCAGGCACUUCUCGCUCAAAUCAAGACCUCUCCUCAAGAAGCGGAGUAUCUCCAUCCAGACGGUCCUGUUGAGAAACUUCGCUCCAUUUCCUGCUGCCAUUUCCGCGGGAUAGAACCAGCGGAUGAACAAAAUUGGACUAGGUCACUCACGCUUGUGGACGCUCUGAAAGAGACAAUGCAACGUAUAAGAGCCGCAGCAGGGCUUUCAGGGGAGACCCCCGCAAUGAAGUUCUUGACGACGUGCCCGCAAGAGAAGAGCCCCUAA